Molecule: messenger RNA, 2346 nt
Organism: Blepharisma stoltei
Lineage: Eukaryota; Ciliophora; Heterotrichea; Heterotrichida; Blepharismidae
Source: the annotation of a GenBank genome assembly
AUGAUGAGACUGCAAAAAGAACUGAAAAUUUAUGGGACUUCAGCAAUUGCUAAUGAUUUAUUAGAAUCGCCUAUGGACAAUAAAAAACGAACGAUUCAGCUGAAAUCUGCAACCGCAAUCAAAAAUUUUAUGAAAGGGGACCAAAUUGAGCAUUAUUAUGUCAUAAACCAAGACGGAAAAUUUAAAUCGAUAUGAAAUUUUCUGAUAGCUAUGCUGUUAUUAUAUACAGCUAUAGUUUUGCCUAUAGAAUUGGCAUUUAUUGACGGAAAAACUUAUGAUGUCUGAUGAUGGAUAAAUGUAUGGAUAAAUGCAAUUUUUUUUUCUGAUGUCAUAAUAAAUUGUUUUACUACUUAUACAGACUCAAAUGGAACUGUUAUUAAAUCAAGGAAGAAAAUUUUUAUGAGGUACUUGAAAUCGUGGCUUUUACUUGAUAUUGCGGCGUGCUUUCCUUUUGAUUUCGUGGAGACUGAUUCAGGAAGCUCGUCAUCUACAAGUAAAUAUAACGGCUUAGCCCGAUUAGCUAGGCUGCCAAGAUUGUCAAGGCUUAUAAGAAUAUCAAGGAUGUUUAAGGUCGUCACAAAUUAUAAUAAAUUUGAGUUUGUGGAAAAAGUCCAAAAUUUUUUUAACAUAAAAAGAACAGCACUAAGGCUUCUGAUGUUUAGUAUUACUGUACUUUUGUGUGUUCAUGUGAUUAGCUGCUUAUGGUAUUGAUCCGCUAAAAUGCAAGGAUUCCCACCAGAUUGCUGGGUAGUGAAAUCAGGAUAUAUGGAUUUAACAUCAGAAUCCCUUUAUUUAACAUCCAUGUAUUGAGCGUUUACCACCUUAUCAACAGUAGGAUACGGAGACAUCCACCCAUGAAAUGAUUUAGAAGUCUUAAUAUGCAUGGUCUGAAUGAUGUUCGGGCUCUGCUUUUUUUCUUUUACAAUCGGCAGCUUAAGUUCCAUGCUCUCCAGCUUGGAUACUCGAGAAAUCGUUUUAAACAAUAAAUUAACAAUUAUAGAUGAGUUUGCGAAAGAGACAAAGCUGAAAAAAGUAUUGAGACUUCGCCUGCGGCAUGCGUUGAAAUAUUCAACAGAAAGUGCAGGAUUCUCUUGAAGCGAUAAACUAAAUAUUUUCAAUGAGUUGCCGAGAGAGCUUAAAUAUGAAGUUGCACUAAGCAUGCAUCAAGGGGCAAUUAAACAUCUUCCUUUUUUUAUGGAAAAAGACAAGGUUUUUGUAGCGUCAGUUGUCCCAUUUCUCCAGCAUUUAUUUCUUAACUCCCCCCCCCCCUCCGUGAGCGAACAAAAAAAUUUUGUUCGCUCACGGAGGGGGGUUAAUUUUUUUUUUUAAAACAAAUUUAUAUAUAAAUUUUAUAAAAAAUAUUUUUUUCGAAAUUUAAAAAAAAUCCUAAUUUGCAAAAAUUGGGAAGCAAAUAUUAAUUUAAUUUGCAAAAUUUAUGUUUUAAAACGCAAUUUGUUUAAAAUUAAACAGAAUUAGCUCUAGAUUUCAUUAUACUAAUUAUCACUUAUAUAUCAAAAUUUUUUUUCCAUUAAAAUUUUUUCUAUUAAAAAAAUUUUUGUUCACUCACGGAGGGUGGGUUUUUGGUCAAAAAAUGGCGAUUUUUCUAAUGGUUUUGUUCGCUCACGGAGGGGGGGGGGGAGUAAGCAUAAAGAAAUAAUUUUCACUGAAGGAGAAUAUGCUGAUGAAAUUUAUUUUCUCUAUAAAGGCACUGUAAAUUAUGUCAUGGGACCUGAAAAAGUUUCUUACAAAAAGCUGCAAGAAGGUUCAUAUUUUGGCGACAUAGAAGUUAUUGAAGUAAUCCUUAGGAAAUACACAGUGGUCGCCAAAACUGACGUGCAUUUGCUUACAAUGAGCAAAUCUGUUGUCAGCUAUAUAUUAGAAGAAUUUCCAACCAUUAGCAAAGAUAUGAGAGAAAUUGCCUAUAAAAGAGACAAAAUAAACCAAUUAGCCAAAGAAGAAUUUGCAGAAUAUCUCAGACUGAAAGAAACUAAAGAAAUUGAAGGAAAAGAUUUAAAAGAAGUAAAAGACAUGAUUAGAGAUAUUGUUGACAAAAGGAAAAAUACCAAAGAAAUGCUUUCUCCAAAAGAAAAAGAAGAAAUCAAGUUCAGCGAAGUUGUAAACAAAAUGGACGAAAACAAUUUUAUGCUAACCAAAAUGGAAGGAAAACUGCAAUCAAUUUGCGAGAUUUCUAAUGAAAUUUUGGAAUUUAUGAGGAAAGAUCCCAAAAAAGGACUCCCCAAGCUAAAAGUGCCGAAAAAGUUGAAAGGAUUAGCUGAAGAAAGAGACAAGACUGAAAGAAGCUUCAAAUUCGAUAUGAAUACGUUAGAAUUUAAACCUGUGGAAUAG